AGAACAGUGAUGAUUAUUUAAAUGUUUCUAUAAUGUUUUUGUAAGAGCCUGCUGUCUUUGACGCAAGUGAAUGCAAAAGAUUGCAGCUGUUCCACCCCUUUCUCUCUCUCUCUGCCCUCCUCCCCCCUCCUCUAUCUAUCUCUCCCCUCCUCUCCCUUUUUUUCUCUUUCUCUCCAGCCUUUCAAAGAAUUUCAUUUGAAUGAAAAUCCAGUCUGAUGUCUGUGUUUUGUUGUUCGUGGGGGGAGGGGUGUAAUUGGUCAGAAUCCCUUCUGACAACGACCAAUGACUGCGCAGCUCCCCCAGCCCCCACCCCGCCCCCCCGACCUGCUGGGGCUGGCAGGCUGCCGUGUGAUUGGCUGGCGGGGGCUGGAGAGUGUGCUGGGGGCGUGGCCGGGCGGCAUACUAAAGCCUUCUCUCCGUCUGCUCCACUUCACUGCUCUCCCGUCCUCCGCCGGAGAGAGAGAGAGAGAGAGAGUUGUGUCUGUGCUGUUAUCUCCCGUCCUCGAGAGAGAGAGAGAGUUAGAGAGAGAGUUGUGUCUGUGUGUGUGACCAGAUCUCUCCCUACCUCCAGGACUAACCCAGGACUAACCCAGUUCUGGACCAGGACCUUAAGAGGAGCAGCUGUCUGUCUGGAUCUGGGACACGCAGACUUACUGACGAAGCAGGAAGAGACUGGAUCAUCUGUUGUCUGUCUUUCUGGAGGUCUGUUUCUGCCCCCAGUCAGACCCACCUCCGCCCCCGCUGAACCCAGACUCUGGUGCCUGUUCCUGGGUCAACGCUCCAGGGUUCAGCCCCUAUCUGGGUCUCCCCCGGGGGUCACACACACAGAGAGCGAGCUGGUGUGGAAUUUGACCCUGGCUGGUCAGCGAGCAGGCUUUCAGUGAUCCAGACAGAGAGAAGGAGGGAGGAGAAGAGGAGAAUAGGAAGCAGGAGCAGUUUAACCGCCCCUGCAGCAUGCCCGUGGAGACCCUGCGGCCCCAUGACUCCCGUCUCCCCGGGGGCCCCUUCACCCCCGCCAUGUCCUUCCGCCUCCUCAACAAGGGCCCGGACUACUUCCGGCUGCGCGUGGUCCCGGGGCCGCGGCUGAGCGCGGUGGAGCGUCUGGAGGCCGACAAGGCCAAGUACGUCAAGAGCCAGCAGGUGGCGCUCACCAGGCAGGCGCCCGUCAAGCCGCCAAUCAUCCGCAAGCCCCUCCUCUCCUCCGGGAUGGUGAUGCAGUGCCGCGUCAGCACGCCGCCGGCCAGGAGGUUUCCGAGGCGACCGGGGGACGCAGAGCAGGGGGGCGGGAUGGGGGGAGGGAUGGGGGGAGGGAUGGGGGGCGGGAUGGGGGGCGGGAUGGGGGGAGGGGGGGGACCCCCUCUGAACCUGGAGAUUCUGAAUAACUUGAUCAAUAACGUGUGUGAGGCUCCUCUGUCCUCCCCCUCGUCCUCCGCCACCUCCCCAGACCCCUCCUCCUCCUCCGCCACCUACCCAGACCCCUCCUCCUCCUCCGCCACCUCCCCCUCCUCGGGGGCCAAGAGCAUCGGCAGCAGCCUGUCAGCCGAGCAGGAGAGGAGCGGACGCACCUCCUCCUGCACCUCCUCCUCCCCCCUCCCCCCCCCCAGCCAGGCGCAUCCAGAGCCCCCUGCCCGCUGCCCGCCCCCUGUCCCAGCCAGGGGCCUCCGCCCCGGGCCCCCUGCCCCCUACAGCGCCCCCAACUCGGUCACGGUGCGCAGGGUGGAUGUCCGACCCCAUGAGGUGAGGAAACCACUGAGGCCUCCUCUUCUACCCAAGCCCCAGCCUCAACAUCAGCCCCAGCCUCAACACCAGCCUCAGCCCAAACACCAGCCCCUGAUCAAGCCUCGACAGAUAGCCCAGCCCCAGGCCCCCCCUCCCCCGCCGCCCCCCUCCCACCCCCCCAUCCAAGCCCCCCCUCCCUACCCGCCCCCCAGCCCCAGGCUGCCCCCGGCCUCCCCGGCCUUCACUCGCCUGUCUUCCAGCAGCUCCAGGGGGUCCCGCAAGCACCCCUCCCUGCACCGCUCCAAGUCGGACCUGAGCGACCGCUACUCUCGCGCCACCGCCGACCUCGAGCGCUUCUUCAACUACUGUGGUCUGGACCCCCGCGACUUGGACGGGGGCGAGGGGGGGCCCGGGGGGCGCCUCGCCAGGGCCGCCUCCGACAUCAUCUCCGUCUCCAAGAUGCGCAGCGUGUCCACGCCCAGCUCGGAGUACGGGGAGCGCCGGAGGGAGGAGGAGGAGGAGGAGGAGGAGGGAAUGCCCAGGGCCAGCGAGCGCGUGCCGUACGGGAUAUCGGUGAUCGAGAGGAACGCUCGCGUCAUCAAGUGGCUGUAUGGCAUCAGGCAGGCACGGGACUCCGCCCCCGAGACUAGAGACUCCGCCCCCCUGGCUAGGGACUCCGCCCCCCAGGCUAGGGACUGUACAGGCAUCUCCAAUGUUUAGCAGCCAUUGGCUCAACUCCUGGCCCCCAAUAAGGGCGGGAAUAAUGACACUCAGAGGGACAAAGGGGGAGGGGCUAGUUUGCAAGCCACACCCCCUCCGUGUGGAGAAUAAUAUUUAUUGUUCGAUCCUCGAGGCCAUUUGAAGGGGUCUAUGUUUUUGUAGUUUUUUUUCUGUGUGUGCUACGAAUGUGUGUUCAUGAAUGUGUUUGGUUAAUGAAUGGCUGCAGGUCAGAGACUGCUUCCCUCUUGGACAAGAAGAAGAAUCAUCAGGAGGGUCCCUCCUCCCUCCUCCCUCCUCCUUUGUAAAGACUAGAAGAGAUAUACAGUUAUACAGAUCUAUAUAUCUAUAUAACAGUUGUAACGAGCAAUAAUGUGGAUGAUGAUGAUCAGGAGGAUGUAGAUGUUGACAGGUACUGUGUGUGUGCGUGUGCGUGUGCGUGUGCGUGUGCGUGUGUGUGUGCGUGUGCGUGUGCGUGUGUGUGGAGCUGGGUUCAUCUCUGUCAGUGUAGAGAUAAAGAGGCAAUAAAGACUUGUGUAGAGAAA
Messenger RNA from Osmerus eperlanus (European smelt), 2981 nucleotides. RefSeq names its product protein FAM110A. NCBI's taxonomy places the organism in Eukaryota, Metazoa, Chordata, Actinopteri, Osmeriformes, Osmeridae. The record is from RefSeq and is a predicted model, not a curated record. The transcript is spliced from 3 exons. The coding region runs from base 955 to 2439 and encodes 494 amino acids.